UCGCGCCUUUUCUGACGUCACUUCCUGCGCGCGGUCUGAUUUAGACGUUAUAUCAAUCUCACUGGGAACCGAAGGUUCGGGAUUUGCUAUUUGACUAUGUUUUUAGCCCGGCGGCUGCUUCGGACAGAUCUCCGGUGUCUGCUAUGUAACCGGGCAUCUAUUUCGGAGCAUUUGCCGGUGAUUCAGGUCCCCCGCCAGGCCCAGCUGCUCGCAGAGAGGAGAAGCCGGCAGACUGGCAGUAAGCGCGUGGUCACCCCCCAGGCUGGGAAGCUCCUAAUCAGGACCCGCAGGCAGGAGCUCAACCAGCCGGCAGGACAGACCUGCAGCCACUGGGAGCGGCCCGAGCUGGUCAGCAAGGGCUGGAAACACCGCCUAUCGCGGGGAGAUUACUUUAUCAUCGAGCGGCAGACGGCGGUGAGGCCCGGCCCGAUCAAAACCUCCACUUUCCAGGCCCUGGGGCUGGACCCAGCUUUGAUUAGCGCACUCUCUGCCUCAGGAGUGAAUAUCCCCACGUGGGUCCAGACGCAAGCCAUACCUACCCUGCUCUAUGGCAAAAAUCUGCUCUGUGCAGCCGAGACAGGAAGUGGAAAGACUUUGAGCUACCUCCUGCCUAUCCUUAACCAACUCUGUACUGGAAAAAACACUUCUCAUGACCCUUUGAACCUAAUUAUUGUGCCCUCCAGGGAACUUGCCAGCCAGGUGGCAUCUGUUGCCAGGAGCCUAUGUACGCCGUUGGGGCUGACUGUGAGUGUAGUGGGUGGAGGACGCGGCCUGGUAGCAGUGGACAGACAGUUAUGCAAAGGACCUAUUGAUAUUUUGGUAGCCACUCCAGGUGCCCUGUGGAAGGCACUGAAGAGGGACAGUGUAAGCCUGGCAUCAUUGAAAUGUAUUGUUCUGGAUGAGGCAGACACGUUGUUUGACCAUUCUUUCUCCAAAUUGGUGGAGGAUAUCCUAAUGCAGACUCGUAUUGCUACUUGUGAAAAAGACGUGCAUGGUGAGGAGAGCAAGGCCCAACUAGUGGUCGUUGGUGCCACUUUCCCCAGUGGUGUUGGUCAAGUUCUUGGCAAAAUGACUGACCUAGCAACCUUUGCCACUAUUAAAAGCAAGAGUCUCCAUUACCUGCUGCCUCAUAUACAGCAUACUUUCCUAAGGGUGAAGGGGGCUGUCAAAGUAUCAGAGUUGUUGACUAUUCUUAAGAAACAGGUUCCAGAGGGGCAAGGAUCAGGAGUUCUAGUUUUCUGCAAUAGUUCCAGCACUGUGAACUGGCUGGGCUAUAUUUUAGAUGAUCAUUGCGUUCGUCACUGGAGGCUACAGGGAAACAUGCCAGCAAGCAUGCGAACUGGCAUCUUUGAGGCCUUUCAAAAAGGACAAUCAAAUGUUUUGGUUUGUACAGAUGUUGUCUCUAGGGGCCUGGAUAGUCUAAAUGUAGAGGUCGUAGUGAAUUAUGACUUCCCUGCAACACUUCAGGACUACUUGCACAGAGCAGGCAGAGUUGGUCGACUUGGCAGCGAGAAACAGGGCCGUGUAGUGAGUUUUGUCACUCAUGCCUGGGAUGUGGAAUUGGUGCAGAAGAUAGAAAUGCAAACUCGCAAGAGGACUAGCCUUCUUGGCACCAAGUGUGACAUCAAUGAUACUGUGAAACACACUUUAUAAA
Molecule: messenger RNA, 1654 nt
Organism: Pelobates fuscus (common spadefoot toad)
Lineage: Eukaryota; Metazoa; Chordata; Amphibia; Anura; Pelobatidae
Gene: DDX28
Product: DEAD-box helicase 28
Exons: 1
Coding region: 97-1653 (518 amino acids)
Molecular function (GO): RNA helicase activity; ATP binding; mRNA binding
Source: RefSeq, a predicted model, not a curated record